Molecule: messenger RNA, 1539 nt
Organism: Venustampulla echinocandica
Lineage: Eukaryota; Fungi; Ascomycota; Leotiomycetes; Helotiales; Pleuroascaceae
Product: MFS transporter-like protein
Exons: 1
Coding region: 1-1539 (512 amino acids)
Biological process (GO): transmembrane transport
Molecular function (GO): transmembrane transporter activity
Source: RefSeq, a predicted model, not a curated record
AUGGCACCGACCCUUCGAAGGGUCGGCUCCCGCAACCCCUCGCCUUAUCUCCUCUCCGUUCGCUCCUCAAAAACAUUCAUCCUUACCACUAUUUGCGUGGCCGUGUUUACAGAUAUCUUCCUGUACGGUAUCAUCGUCCCUGUCAUUCCGUUUGCGCUCUCCGCGCGCGCGGGGGUCCCGCAGUCCGACGUCCAAAGAUGGGUUUCGGUGCUCCUCGCGGUCUACGGCGCCGGGCUGCUUGUGGGGAGCCCUCUGGCAGGGUGGUAUGCAGAUCGGUCGUCGAGCCGGCGACUCCCGUUGCUAAUCGGGCUGGUGGCAUUAGCUGGUUCAACUGUGAUGCUGUGUCUUGCGCGGACCAUUGCGCUGCUGGUCGUGGGACGAUUGCUGCAAGGGCUCGCGGCCGCGGUGGUGUGGACCGUAGGGACCGCGUUGCUCGUGGAUACCGUGGGACAGAGGGAGAUCGGGCAGAUCCUGGGAUAUGUGAGCUUGAGUAUGAGCGUCGGUUUACUUCUGGCACCGUUGCUAGGCGGAAUCGUGUACGACAAAGCAGGAUACUACCCGGUAUACUACAUGGCCUUCGCCUUGAUUCUCGUCGAUAUUGUGCUUCGUCUGGUUUUGAUCGAAAAGAAGAUCGCAUGCCAAUGGGAUGUCAAUGAAACAGAAGCAGAGUCCGAAGUGGUCUCGACCGGGAGCGAAGGACCGGUCCCCGUCGACGGAAACAGAUCUCUCGAGUUGACUUUGCCUCAAGAGACACAGGUGGAACCACACCUCGCUGCCGCUGCCUACGAAGCAACACCCGCACCGCCUCCUCCCGGCCGUUCCAAGAUACCCCCGAUGUUGACGCUUCUCGCCUCCCGCCGCCUCUUAACCGCCCUCUGGGGCUGUAUCGUUCUAUCGUCGCUUAUGACGGCCUUCGACAGCGUAAUACCCCUCUUUGUCCAACGGGUCUUCGGUUGGAACUCUGUUGGGGCAGGCCUGAUGUUCCUCGCUAUUACGGUGCCAGCCUUUGCCAGCCCGAUCGUGGGCUGGCUAUCUGAUGAGUACGGCCCGCGCUGGUUCACGGUUGGCGGCUUCAUUUUCGCCAUCCCUAUGUGGGUGCUGCUCAGACUUGUCACGUACAACAGUAUACGUCAAAAAGUCCUCCUUUGCGCCUUAUUGACUUUGAUCGGUGUUAGCCUUACGUUGGUGAUGCCGCCUCUCAUGGCAGAGAUUGCCUAUGUCGUUGAGGCGAAGGAGAGGGAGCGCCCUGGACGAUUUGGGAGUACUGGGGCUUACGCACAGGCUUACGGACUGUUUAUAGCUGCGUUUGCCGCGGGGUCACUUAUUGGACCUAUGUGGGCAGGAUACGUAGAAAACGCGGCAGGAUGGGGGACUAUGUCUUGGUCUUUAGGCUUGUUUAGUUUUGCUGGAGCAGUGCCUUGCAUGAUUUGGACGGGUGGCUUGAUAACCGAAAGGAACGCAAGGAGCGGGGCAGAGAGGGCGGCCGGUAAAACCGCUAUUCUCGCCCAGAGUAGAGAAGAGAUUGGAGACAAGGUUUAA